UCUGAUUCUCUCUGUCGUCUGUCUGUGUGAGAGUGAACAACCGUCAAAAUGGCUCAGCAGGGAGUUCUGCUGGACCAGGACCAGUUCUGCUGUUCUGUCUGUCUGGAUCUACUGAAGGAGCCGGUCACUACUGCCUGUGGACACAGUUACUGUAGGAGCUGUAUUGAGGGCUGCUGGGAUCAGGAUGUUCUGAAAGGGGUCUAUAGCUGUCCUCAGUGCAGACAUACCUUCACUCCAAGGCCAACGCUGAUGAAAAAUAACAUGUUGGCUGAGGUGGUGGAGAAACUGAAGAAGACAGGACUCCAGGCUGCUCCCCCUCCUGCUCUGUGCUAUGCUGGACCUGGAGAUGUGGCAUGUGAUGUCUGCACUGGGACCAGAAAGCAGAAAGCCCUCAUGUCCUGUCUGGCAUGUCUGGCCUCUUACUGUGAGACUCACCUCCAAUCUCACUAUGAAUCUCCUGCUUUGAAGAAGCACAAGCUGGUCAAAGCCACCGCACAACUACAGGAGAAGAUCUGCUCUCAUCAUGACAAACUGCUGGAGGUUUACUGUCGUACCGAUCAGCAGUGUAUCUGUUAUCAGUGUGUGAUGGAUGAACAUAAAGGCCAUGAUACAGUGUCAGCUGCAGCAGAGAGGACUGAGAAACAGAGGCAGCUGGGGAUGAGUCAGCAGAAGGUCCAGCAGAGAUUCCAGGAGAGAGAGAAGGAGCUGAAGGAGCUCCAACAGGCUGUGGAGUCUUUCAAGUGCUCUGCACAGUCAGCAGUGGAGGACAGUGAUCAGAUCUUUACUGAGCUGAUCCGCUCCAUUGAGAGAAGGAGCUCUGAGGUGAAGGAGCUGAUCAGAGCCCAAGAGAAGGCUCAAGUGAGUCAAGCUGAAGGACUCCUGGAGCAACUGAAGCAGGAGAUAGCUGAGCUGAGGAAGAGAAAUACUGAGCUGGAGCAGCUCUCACACACAGAGGAUCACAUUCAUUUCCUCCAGAGUUAUCAGUCUCUCUCCAGUAUCAGUGUAUCUUCAGACUUACCCAGCAUCGUUGUCCGUCCUCUUCAGUACUUUGGAGAUGUGAGUAAGACUGUGUCUGAACUGAGAGAGAAACUAGAAGACUUCCUUAAAGGAGAAUGGACCAAGAUCUCCACUACAGUGAAUAUAGUGGAUGUUGUACUGCCUCCAGAGCCCAAGACCAGAGAACAGUUGUUACAAUAUUCCUGUCAGCUCACACUGGACCCAAACACAGCACACACACUCCUCUCUCUGUCUAAAGGGAACAGAAAGGUGACCUUUACCCGCCAAGUCCAACCAUAUCCUGACCAUCCAGACAGAUUCACCAACCGGUACCAGGUUCUGUGUAGAGAGGGUCUGUCUGGACGCUGUUACUGGGAGGUGGAGUGGACUGGUGUUGUUUUUACAGCAGUCUCAUAUAAAGACAUCAGCAGAACAGGGACAGAUGGUGCAUUUGGAUUCAAUAACAAGUCCUGAAGUUUACAGUACUAUAGUGGUGAUUAUUGUUUCAAACACAAUAAUGUUGUGACUAAAGUAUCAGGCCCUCAGUCCUCCAGAGUAGGAGUGUACCUGGAUCACAAGGCAGGUACUCUGUCCUUCUACAGUGUCUCUGACACAAUGACCCUCCUCCACAGAGUCCAGACCACAUUCACUCAGCCCCUCUAUCCUGGGUUUCAUCUCUAUGGUACUGCUGAGCUGGUUAAACUGUAGUAGGGUCCACAUAGAUACUAGUCAUGCUGGUGUAGUCUAUAGCUGAGCUGGUUAAACUGUAGUAGGGUCCACAUAGAUACUAGUCAUGCUGGUGUAGUCUAUAGCUGAGCUGGUUAAACUGUAGUAGGGUCCACAUAGAUACUAGUCAUGCUGGUGUAGUCUAUAGCUGAGCUGGUUAAACUGUAGUAGGGUCCACAUAGAUACUAGUCAUGCUGGUGUAGUCUAUAGCUGAGCUGGUUAAACUGUAGUAGGGUCCACAUAGAUACUAGUCAUGCUGGUGUAGUCUAUAGCUGAGCUGGUUAAACUGUAAUAGGGUCCACAUAGAUACUAGUCAUGCUGGUGUAGUCUAUAGCUGAGCUGGUUAAACUGUAGUAGGGUCCACAUAGAUACUAGUCAUGCUGGUGUAGUCUAUAGCUGAGCUGGUUAAACUGUAGUAGGGUCCACAUAGAUAAUAGUCAUGCUGGUGUAGUCUAUAGCUGAGCUGGUUAAACUGUAGUAGGGUCCACAUAGAUACUAGUCAUGCUGGUGUAGUCUAUAGCUGAGCUGGUUAAACUGUAGUAGGGUCCACAUAGAUACUAGUCAUGCUGGUGUAGUCUAUAGCUGAGCUGGUUAAACUGUAGUAGGGUCUACAUAGAUACUAGUCAUGCUGGUGUAGUCUAUAACUGAGCUGGUUAAACUGUAGUAGGGUCCACAUAGAUACUAGUCAUGCUGGUGUAGUCUAUAGCUGAGCUGGUUAAACUGUAGUAGGGUCCACAUAGAUACUAGUCAUGCUGGUGUAGUCUAUAGCUGAGCUGGUUAAACUGUAGUAGGGUCCACAUAGAUACUAGUCAUGCUGGUGUAGUCUAUAGCUGAGCUGGUUAAACUGUAGUAGGGUCCACAUAGAUACUAGUCAUGCUGGUGUAGUCUAUAGCUGAGCUGGUUAAACUGUAGUAGGGUCCACAUAGAGACUAGUCAUGCUGGUGGAGUCUAUAGCUGAGCUGGUUAAACUGUAGUAGGGUCCACAUAGAUACUAGUCAUGCUGGUGUAGUCUAUAGCUGAGCUGGUUAAACUGUAGUAGGGUCCACAUAGAUACUAGUCAUGCUGGUGUAGUCUAUAGCUGAGCUGGUUAAACUGUAGUAGGGUCCACAUAGAGACUAGUCAUGCUGGUGUAGUCUAUAGCUGAGCUGGUUAAACUGUAGUAGGGUCCACAUAGAGACUAGUCAUGCUGGUGUAGUCUAUAGCUGAGCUGGUUAAACUGUAGUAGGGUCCACAUAGAUACUAGUCAUGCUGGUGUAGUCUAUAGCUGAGCUGGUUAAACUGUAGUAGGGUCCACAUAGAUACUAGUCAUGCUGGUGUAGUCUAUAGCUGAGCUGGUUAAACUGUAGUAGGGUCCACAUAGAUACUAGUCAUGCUGGUGUAGUCUAUAGCUGAGCUGGUUAAACUGUAGUAGGGUCCACAUAGAUACUAGUCAUGCUGGUGUAGUCUAUAGCUGAGCUGGUUAAACUGUAGUAGGGUCCACAUAGAUACUAGUCAUGCUGGUGUAGUCUAUAGCUGAGCUGGUUAAACUGUAGUAGGGUCCACAUAGAUACUAGUCAUGCUGGUGUAGUCUAUAGCUGAGCUGGUUAAACUGUAGUAGGGUCCACAUAGAUACUAGUCAUGCUGGUGUAGUCUAUAGCUGAGCUGGUUAAACUGUAGUAGGGUUCACAUAGAUACUAGUCAUGCUGGUGUAGUCUAUAGCUGAGCUGGUUAAACUGUAGUAGGGUCCACAUAGAUACUAGUCAUGCUGGUGUAGUCUAUAGCUGAGCUGGUUAAACUGUAGUAGGGUCCACAUAGAUACUAGUCAUGCUGGUGGUGAUGGUCCCCAGAUGUGAUGAUUCAUUCUGCUCUGUUUUAUCUACAAUGAUUUAACUGAUUUGAUCUUCAGAAGAUGUUAUGAAUUAUAAUUCAAUGUUUUCAUAUUUUUGUAAUUACAAUGUUUUAAUUUUGUACAUUUCCAUGAAUCAUGAUGUCUGGUGUUGAUGUAUAUUGGUUGUCAUUCAGAACCAUUGAUAUGUUUUCUCAGUUGGUUCUCUGUCUCUAUGUAAUUCUCCUCAGUAUCAUUGAUCAGCUUGUUGGUCCUAAUUGAUGUGUUCUCUGUCACCUGGAGCUGCAUGGAAAAUGGUCCAGGAACUAAAUGACAAUUCAGGACUAGUCAGCCCACUACAAGCUGGUAUCACUUACUUUCUACUAAACUAUAUGGACUGGUUUCCCAAACACAGAUUAAUCCUAGUCCUGGACUAAAAAGUAUGUUCAAUGUAGAUGUCCAGGAAACCGGCCCUAAAUGUGUCAUCUUUCAUCCUUCCAUACUGCUCAGUCCAGCAACAUUAAACCUGUCCAGCAGGUGGUGCUAUUGACCAAACAAUAAAACCAGCAGAUAUCUUGACUUGCCACUCAGUAUAUCAGUAAUGUUCAGAAUAGUACUUUAAUAUCAUUGGAGAUUGAUGGUCUUUUUAAUCCACUAUCCAGAGUCAGGAACAGAUGAAGUUAGGUCUGCUACUGUUCAGUGAUUAAAUAUGAUUUAUGGUGAUGGGAAAUAAUAAAAAACACUAAACUUCA
Salvelinus fontinalis (brook trout) is the source of this 4278-nucleotide messenger RNA. Its product is annotated as tripartite motif-containing protein 16-like. The transcript is spliced from 6 exons. Gene Ontology annotation, molecular function: zinc ion binding. The coding region runs from base 49 to 1470 and encodes 473 amino acids. The record is from RefSeq and is a predicted model, not a curated record. NCBI's taxonomy places the organism in Eukaryota, Metazoa, Chordata, Actinopteri, Salmoniformes, Salmonidae.